Glycine soja is the source of this 704-nucleotide messenger RNA. Its product is annotated as ethylene-responsive transcription factor ERF096-like. The record is from RefSeq and is a predicted model, not a curated record. Lineage: Eukaryota; Viridiplantae; Streptophyta; Magnoliopsida; Fabales; Fabaceae. The transcript has a single exon. Gene Ontology annotation, molecular function: DNA-binding transcription factor activity; DNA binding. The coding region runs from base 32 to 448 and encodes 138 amino acids. Gene Ontology annotation, biological process: ethylene-activated signaling pathway; regulation of DNA-templated transcription.
AGGAGCAAAGGUUAAUUAAUUAAGGCACACAAUGGAAGAGGAGUCAAAGGAGAAAAAGAAGGACACUAAGGAGGAACCACGUUAUAGAGGAGUGCGGCGGCGGCCGUGGGGGAAGUUCGCGGCCGAGAUUCGGGACCCGGCCCGGCACGGUGCCCGAGUGUGGCUGGGGACAUUUCUCACGGCGGAGGAGGCUGCUAGGGCUUAUGACCGAGCUGCCUAUGAGAUGAGGGGCGCUUUAGCCGUUCUCAAUUUUCCAAAUGAGUAUCCUUCAUGCUCUUCUAUGAACUCAUCUUCAACAUUAGCACCUUCAUCUUCUUCUUCAAAUUCAAUGCUUAAAAGUGAUCAUGGUAAACAAGUUAUUGAGUUCGAGUGCUUGGAUGACAAAUUGUUAGAGGACCUUCUUGAUUGUGAUGACUAUGCCUACGAGAAAGACUUGCCUAAGAACUGAACGGUUUGAUCAAAUUUGAAUGUUAGAUUGAUUUCAAAGCAUACCUAUAGUAGGGUGAAUGUCUUCAUAUAUGAUAUGAUUUCCUUUUAGGCAGCACUUUACUUUGGUGAGUAUGGUUUAUAACUUAAGAAUGACUUUGUUGAACCAUUUAGUUUGAUCGAUGUCUCCAUAUAAAUAGGAAUGAAUGACUUGUUUAUAAAAAUAUACAAGAAAAACUAUCCAUCCUUAUGUUAUAUACUUCAUCCUCCUUAAUUUA